Messenger RNA from Acanthosepion pharaonis, 1407 nucleotides. The record is from the annotation of a GenBank genome assembly. Lineage: Eukaryota; Metazoa; Mollusca; Cephalopoda; Sepiida; Sepiidae.
AUGUCAUUUUCGUCUGAGAGGGAAAAAAAAGAAAUGUUUGUCAUAAAUUCAGAUUUGUUUUUGUUUUUUUUCCAUUUUCUUUCAAUUUUUCAUUUUUUUUUCACCUUUUUUAAUCUUCCUCUUUUCUUACAUUUUCUAUUUUUUUCUUGCUUUUUCUUUCAUUUUUUCGUUCUUUUGUCUUUUUCUUUCCUUCCUCUUUGCUUUCGGUCUAUUUUUUCCUUCUCUUUGCUUUCUUUCUAUCUUUUAUCAAGUCCAUCGCUUUUCUGUACGUUUCUCGGUCCGAACGUACAACCAUGCGUCGUGGAUUUGACAAACAUUACAGCAACCCGAGUAUGCAUUGAUUCCAUUCGGAUAUCUUUCUUUCUUCUCUCUUCCUCUCUCUCUCUCUCUCUCUCUCUGUCCCUUCCUCUUUCUUCUCUCUCUCUCUCCCUUCUCUCCAUUCUCUUUUUCUCUCUCUCUCUCUGUCCAAUUCUCUCUCUCUCCCCUUCUCCUCCCUCUUUCUUCUCUCUCUCUCUCUCUCCUCCUCCGUUUUCUCUCUCUCUGUUAUCUUUCUCUUUCUUCUCUUCCUCUCUCUUCUCUCUUCUCUUCCUCUUUCUCUCUCUUCUCUUCUGUCUCUUCCUUUUCCUCUCUCUUCUCUCUUUUCUUCUCUUCUUCUCUUUCUUUCUCUCUCUCUUCCUCUUCCUCUUUCUUCUCUCUUCUCUUCCUCUUUCUUCUCUCUUCUCUUCCUCUUUCUUCUCUCUUCUCUUCCUCUUUCUUCUCUCUUCUCUUCCUCUUUCUUCUCUCUUCUCUUCCUCUUUCUUCUCUCUUCUCUUCCUCUUUUUCUUCUCUCUUCUCUUCCUCUUUCAUUUCUCUCUUCUCUUCUCUUUCUUUCUUCUCUCUCUCUUUCUUCUUCCCUUUUUCUCUCUCUCUUCUCUUCCUCUUUCUUCUCUCUUCUCCUCUCUCUCUUCUUCUCUCUCUCUCUUCUCUCUGUCUGUCCUCUCUCUCUCUCUCUCUCUCUCUCUGUCCACUUCCUCUUUCUUCUCUCUCUCUCUCUGUCCACUUCCUCUUUCUUCUCUCUCUCUCUCUCUCUGUCCACUUCCUCUUUCUUCUCUCUCUCUCUCUCUCUGUCCACUUCCUCUUUCUUCUCUCUCUCUCUCUCUGUCCACUUCCUCUUUCUCUCUCUCUCUGUCCACUUCCUCUUUCUCUCUCUCUCUGUCCACUUCCUCUUUCUCCAGCUAUGUUGUCCAUUACAGAAAUCAUUCCUCAUUUGUGGAUUUGGGCCAAAGUAAUGUAAACUUCGGAAAUUUUUCUUUCUGCUUCUCGAACUUUUUGAGAUUUGAGGUGGGAAUUAACGUGAACAACAUCUACUUCCAGGAAGUCUCUCUCUCUCUCUCUCUCUCUCUCUCCACCCCUAACGUUGCACUUUGA